Molecule: messenger RNA, 4065 nt
Organism: Quercus lobata
Lineage: Eukaryota; Viridiplantae; Streptophyta; Magnoliopsida; Fagales; Fagaceae
Product: Tetratricopeptide repeat (TPR)-like superfamily protein
Exons: 5
Coding region: 378-3077 (899 amino acids)
Molecular function (GO): protein binding
Source: RefSeq, a predicted model, not a curated record
UUGAGGUUUCGGUGAUUUCGGCGAGGAAUGCUAACUAACGAAUAUGUUUGAAAAAUGGUGUCAUAUGGCAAUUUAGGCCUGGGUUUUGAUUUUAAGGGCCGGGGUUUAUCUUGGCCCAAAAAGAGCCCAUGACAUAACGAGUUGAAACGGCGUCGUUGGCCUCUGAAGUGAAAAUUUUACACGUUUCCAGUUCCAGUUGCUCAGUCUCAACUCUCAAGUCUCACUGUUCGGACUUUGGUUUUGGCUCUACUCUCUCUCUCUCUCUCUGUCGCAGAGUUCCGAGUAAACCCGAACUUUCCGGCUCUUCUCUAAUUCAUCUCCAAAGUUUUCCUGAUUUGUACUAAUAAAGGGUAUCACAGAGGGCGAGACAUGCAGACAUGAAGAUGCUCUUAAGGAACCGAGGAUUAAUCUAUCAAAUUGAUUUGAAGUGCAGUCACAUUUACACCUCUUUUAAAAAGUUCUCAUCAUUGUAUAAUGGGCCUUCUGAGGUGGAUGGGAAAGUUGUUCCCUUUCUGGAUGGGGCUAAUAGAGAAAGUUCAAGAAAAGUUGAGGGUGUGAGACAGGUACUGGAUAAUGUGUGCCAUAUAUUGGAAAGUGGACCAUGGGGACCAGCCCUUGAGGAUGCUCUAUCUUUGUUGGACGAAAAACCAAAACCAGAACUAGUUAUUGGAGUCUUAAGGAGGCUGAAGGAUGUCAAUGUAGCAGUAAAUUAUUUUCGGUGGGCUGAGAGAAAAACCGACCAAGCACAUUCUCCUGAAGCAUACAAUUCACUUCUCAUGGUUAUGGCUAGGGGUAGAAAGUUUGAUUGCUUGGAAGAGAUUCUUGAAGAAAUGAGUAUUGCAGGAUUCGGUCCAUCUAAUAACGUGUGUAUAGAGUUAGUUGUAAGCUGUGUCAAGUCUCAAAAUCUUAGAGAAGCUUUUGAUCUAAUACAAACCAUGAGGAAGUUUAAAUUCCGUCCCGCAUUUUCGGCUUAUACAACUCUGAUUGGUGCUUUAUCUGCAGUUCAUGAAUCCGAACGUAUGCUCACUCUUUUUCACCAAAUGCAGGAGCUAGGUUAUGAAGUAAGUGUGCAUUUAUUUACAACUCUUAUUCGUGUAUUUGCCAGGGAGGGCCGGGUUGAUGCUGCUCUUUCCCUGCUGGAUGAGAUGAAGAGCAACUCUUUUGAUGCUGACAUUGUUCUGUAUAAUGUUUGCAUAGAUUCUUUUGGUAAGAUUGGGAAGGUGGAUAUGGCCUGGAAAUUCUUUCAUGAGAUGAAAUCUCAUGGCUUGAUGCCUGACGAUGUGACAUAUACUAGCAUGAUAGGGGUUCUCUGCAAAGCUGAUAGACUGGAUGAAGCUGUGGAGCUAUUCGAACAGCUGGAUAGCAGCAGGAAAGUCCCUUGUGUAUAUGCUUAUAACACCAUGAUCAUGGGUUAUGGCUCAGCUGGAAAGUUUGAUGAAGCGUAUAGUUUACUUGAGAGGCAAAAACAAAAGGGGUGCAUUCCGAAUGUGAUUGCAUAUAAUUGCAUUCUCACUUGCCUUGGAAAGAAGGGGAGAGUGGAAGAGGCAUUACGGAUCUUUGAGGAGAUGAAGAAAGAUGCAGUACCAAACCUUCCAACCUAUAAUAUUCUAAUAGACAUGCUUUGCAGGGCAGGGAAACUUGAGGCUGCUUUGGGUGUUCGGGAUGCCAUGCAAGAAGCUGGCUUGUUUCCUAAUGUUAUGACUGUCAACAUAAUGAUAGAUCGACUCUGCAAAGCUCAAAAACUGGAUGGGGCUUGUUCUAUAUUUGAAGGAAUGGAUCACAAAGUUUGCACCCCAGAUGCUGUUACAUUUUGUUCUCUUAUAGAAGGCCUGGGCAGACAUGGUAGAGUGGAUGAUGCCUAUAGGCUAUAUGAAAAGAUGCUAGAUUCUAAUCAGAUUCCAAACGCUGUCGUUUAUACAUCACUUAUCAGUAACUUUUUCAAGUGUGGCAGGAAGGAGGAUGGUCACAAGAUAUACAAAGAAAUGAUUCAUCAGGGCUGUUCUCCUGACCUGAUGCUUCUUAAUACCUACAUGGAUUGUAUUUUCAAAGCUGGUGAGACUGAGAAAGGAAGGGCUUUGUUUAAGGAAAUAAAGGCUCAAGGAUUCAUUCCAGAUGUUCGGAGCUAUUCAAUCCUAAUUCAUGGCCUUGUCAAAGCAGGUUUUGCAAAUGAAACAUAUGAGGUAUUCUACUCAAUGAAGGAUCAAGGCUGCAUUCUGGACACCCGCGCUUACAACACUGUUAUUGAUGGAUUCUGCAAGUCUGGUAAGGUUAACAAAGCUUAUCAACUGUUGGAGGAAAUGAAGACAAAGGGUCACCAACCCACUGUUGUUACCUAUGGCUCUGUCAUCGAUGGGCUUGCUAAGAUUGACAGGCUUGAUGAAGCAUACAUGCUCUUUGAAGAAGCAAAGUCUAAAGGAAUAGAGUUAAAUGUGGUGAUAUAUAGUAGUCUUAUUGAUGGGUUCGGGAAGGUGGGUAGAAUUGAUGAAGCAUACCUAAUCAUGGAAGAGUUGAUGCAGAAGGGUUUGACCCCUAAUGUAUACACUUGGAAUUGCUUGCUUGAUGCACUUGUGAAAGCGGAGGAAAUUAAUGAAGCUCUUGUCUGCUUUCAGUCACUGAAAGACUUGAAAUGUACCCCCAACCAAGUAACUUACAGCAUUCUCAUAAAUGGUCUCUGUAGGGUUAGAAAAUUUAAUAAGGCCUUCGUGUUCUGGCAAGAGAUGCAGAAGCAAGGGUUGAAGCCCAACACAAUCACGUACACAACCAUGAUCUCAGGACUUGCAAAGGCUGGAAACAUAGUAGACGCUAGUGGGCUUUUUGAGAGGUUUAAGGCAAGUGGUGGUAUACCGGAUUCUGCUAGUUAUAAUGCUAUGAUAGAAGGGCUAAGCAAUUGUAAUAGAGCAAUGGAUGCAUAUGUACUUUUUGAGGAAACUCGGUUGAAAGGUUGUAAUAUUCAUACCAAAACUUGUGUCGUUCUUCUAGAUGCAUUGCAUAAGGCUGACUGCCUUGAGCAAGCAGCAAUUGUGGGUGCAGUGUUGAGGGAAACAGCAAAGUCUCAACAUGCUUCAAGAUCUUGGUAAUGUCAGGUUGUAGAUUUUGUAACUUACUGGAGGUUUCAGUUUAUGUGGUUCGCUCAGUAAGAAGGUAUGCCAUAAUUUUUUCUUUCUCAUCUUAUUGAUGAAGAAAUUUGUGGAAAAGAGAGAGUCCUGUUCAUGAAUACUCUUCCUUGCAUCAAUUCCUUUAUUAGGCUGAAGUUUCUACCCUAAUCCCUUAUUUGAUCAGUAGCUAUUGAAAUUAUAAGAUGUGAAAAACAAAUCUUUGUUUGCAACAAGGCUUACACAGGCAGCAGGGUGGCCUUUCCAUAAGUCCAAAUUCAUAUUUGAUUCAAAUACAAUGCCUUUACUGGUUGAAGUUUUCAGGUGUUCAAAACAUAGGAUGGUAAAAUGUAACAGGAAUCUGCUGGCCUGCAUAACUGUGUUCAAAACAUAGGAUGGUAAAAUGGUAUUUAAGUUAGAAGUAGCAAGCAACAGUGGACAUGCUUUGGUUUUGUGGAAUUUGAAUCUGCCAGUUUGAUGCAAAGUGCUAUUGAGCUAGCAAUGACUGAGGGAGGUUUUCAGGACGGGCUGUUUAUUGAAAUGAUAGCUUUAGGGGCGGUUGAAACUUCAUUGGUGGGAAUUUUAGCAGAGGCCGGGGCUAUGGGAGAAAUGACUUUUAGAGGCGAGGUGAUUUCUCAAAUCAAACUCGUGGUAAUGAUGGACGGAAUGAAGAAACUGGCCACAGGGUCUACCAAAAUGGUGGAUGGAAAAGCCACACACCAAGCCAAUCAAGGCAGCAUGAGCUAGGCUAUGACUGCUCCUUUUGCUCCAGUUUUGUUGAGAAUAGUACCUUUGUCUUUUGAUCACAUAGGAAGUUUAUUCAAACAGCGGCAUUCUAGGGUUUUUUUUUUUUUUUGGCUCAAGAGUUUUUAACUUUUUGGUAGUUUUAUUUUUAUUUUAGUUUCUCGGUCAAAUUGGAAAAUUUGUAACUACAUUAUUUUUGGAAUAAUUUUGUGCACUAGCUAAUUACACA